UGCACUGCCAUUCCAUAACCCAAAACAAAAUAAAACAGAAUAAAAACCAACAUUGCAUAUAUUAUAUAACACUACAAUUGUUUUUGUUUUGUAUAUUAUAAACUAUGAAUAUUGUACUAAUCCACUUGUUCUAUGUGUUUAAAUUGAGGGCUCUAUCCAAUUUCUCAAACCACUUCUCUUUCUAGUGAAAAAAAAGAACACACGUCUGUUAAUUCCCACGAAAUGGAUUCAGUCAAGUUUCAAAACGUAAAAUCGGAGAAAGCAAACGCGAUUUCGAGGCACCGAAGGACUCAGAAACUGACGACUUUAUUCCGAUUGGUGGAGCUGUUUGUUUUCCUGGUCGUAGUCUCCAGGUUUUCCAGUCAGUUUGCUUUUUCUUUCAAUAUCUCCGGCGAAUAUUUCAGGGGAAUCUCGGUAACCCUAAUCAGCCCUAGAUUCGUUUUCUUAGUCGGAAACACGAUUAUCGUCAUUCUCUUCUUGUUAUCUUCCUCCAAGGGUGGAGAGAAUGAAAAACGACCCACUGAUUUCUACGACGAGUACGUCGAAAAAUGUCGAAACAACAACCAGCAGAUCACCCACAGCAAGCAUGUCAAAAAAUCGGCGCCGGAGGCCUACGAAUUCCAUAAUGCAAAUAAGAUAAUAAGCAAGAGCAAAUCGGAGAUCAAUCUCGAGAGGAGGGGGGCGGUGGUGGUUAAAGGGGAGGAGAGCCACCGCGAUUUGAGGCGAAGCAUGAGCCAAAGUUGCCGGAAAAGCGUGGAUUGUGGGCGGAAGAAGGCGGCGGCGGUGGUGGUGGAGGAUGAGAUGAGCGGGGAAGAAUUCCGACGGACUGUGGAGGCUUUUAUUGCACGGCAGCAGAGGGUUUUGAGGGAGGAAGAAGAAGAGUUUACAGCACUUGUUUCAGUUUGAAACAUGGAUGUACGUGGUGCUGUUUCUCUUGUACCUUUUUUUUAAGGUUUUUUUUUAAUUAUUUUUUUUCCUUCCUAGUAACUUUCACAAGUCUUGUUUUUUUGAGUUCCUGGUAAUACGGAGUUACUAGUAUGAUAAGUGAAUGGUAAGAAGUACAACUACGUACUGUACAUAUAUAUCAUUCCUAUCAAGUACGUAUGACAUGUAUAUAUAUGGGAACUUUUAUUUCACCAA
This is a messenger RNA of Erythranthe guttata (spotted monkey flower), 1140 nucleotides long. RefSeq lists its product as hypothetical. The record is from RefSeq and is a predicted model, not a curated record. NCBI's taxonomy places the organism in Eukaryota, Viridiplantae, Streptophyta, Magnoliopsida, Lamiales, Phrymaceae.